ACCUUGCGUCAUCAAGUGUUGCACCUCAUUGUUCGUGUGUAUUCGCGACGAUUUGCACGCCGCCGCGACAUCACUCGCUCGUAAGGCAUCGUAGACAAUCGUAAUCGUAAAACACAAUAUAUAAUAUUUAUAAAAAAAAUUAUAAAACGGGUUCUGCAAUUUCCGGUUUUAUGAAUUAUUCAGUUUGUUUUAAUCGACAUUUGAUUGUUGUGUUGUAAAAAAAAAAAAACAGUUGAUCGCCAUUUUUCCAACGAAAUUCAUUAUUUGUUAACCGUGAAAAACAUAUGGAUUCGCAGAUAUGAACAACGAAGAAGAAGUGCAAAGAGUAUUUAGAGGUGAAUUAGAUUCAGCAAAAUGGGCUAUUCCCAGAUUAGUCAAGGUAUUCAUUGCAUCCACUAAAAACGAUUUUAUAGAAGAACGGAGAUGUAUUUUAGAAAACGUUGGACCAGAUUUACAAAACAUGUACGAUUCGACAGGAUUGGAGGUCGAAUUUGUCGACAUGCAUUACGGAAGCGAACAAGACCCUUUGAAAAAUCCAAUUCUAUUUGCGGAACAUUUAGAAGAAAUAAAAAAUUGUGAAAAUGUUUCUCGAGGAUGUUUUUUCAUCUGUCUAGUGGGAGAUGAACAACAAUCUUGUCCUUUACCAAUGAAAAUGACAGAGGAUGCAUAUGAACAACUAAAAGAUGUUGCGCAAGAACUAAACUUGGAGUGGUCCAUUGUAGAGAGUACUUAUAAGAGAGAUUCUUCCAGCGGCCACUUCAUUCUUCUAAACCCAGAUUAUAAUAGCUCAGAAAGUGUUCGCAUUUGGUCAGAUAUUAAUGAAAAAGCCCUCGCAAUAUUACAAGAAGCGUCUCAAGAGUUACUAAGUGGAGGAUUAAUGGUUGACCCUCAAAUAUUCCAUUCCGCAGUUCAACAUCAAACAUUACAUGCUCUAGAUUUGGAUAAAGAACACAUGGUCGUUUAUAGUAGAGAAUUCACAGGACGACGAAAGUAUGAUAGUUAUCCAGAUGAAACGACUAUAUCAUUUAAACAGCUUUUAAAAGAUACUAUACCUUCAGAUAAUCUUAUAGAACUAAGUGUUGAAUGGAAACCAGGAGGUAUUGAUGGCGAACAUCCUGAGCAUGAUAUGUAUCUUACAAUAUUUCAAGAAGCUAUCAUGUCCAAGAUGCAAAGCAUGAUAAAUAAUAGUAUAGAAAAAAGACCCGAGUUGAAUGCAAGAAACAAAACUAUUCAAGAAGUACUUAAAGAAACAAUUGUUCAUAUUUCUCAUUGUAAAGAACUAAUCAAAUUGAAUCCUCCAAAUCCUAAUUUAGACGCAGUUGAAAAAAUUAAAAAAAUGAUGUCUACCUCAAAUAAACACGGUCCUAUAAUAGUUAAAGGAGGCUUAGGUUCUGGUAAAACUUCCAUUAUCACUACAAUUUAUCAGGAAUGUAAAAAGUGGUUUGACAAAAAUCUUUUAAGAAUAAUUCGAUUUUCUGGAGUCACUCCUAGAGCAUCAUAUAAUCUAGAACUACUUCGAAUUAUUUGUCAACAACUAACUUAUUUACUUCAACCGAAUGGGAUUUGUGUUCCAUUAGAUGCAUCAUUUGACCCUUUAUAUGUUAGUGAUUGGUUUCAAACAUUAUUAAGAAGAUUUGAAGAAGAAUGCAGAACACAAACAUUAGUGUUAUUUAUCGAUGACUUGCAUCGAUUAAAUCCACUAGAUUCGGAUAUAGUUGCAGGAUUAUCUUGGUUACCAACAAUGUUACCUUUUAAUGUUCAUAUAAUUUGUACAACUUUACAUACUCCAGAUGACUUGAAAAUGACUCCACUACAAAAAGAAAGAUUUAAAAACUCUGACUUUUAUUUUGUACUGCCCGACUCAAAUAUAGAGACAAUCAAAAUUAACAUUAACAAUAUGCUAGAUAAUUAUGAAAAAAGUUUUGGUGUUAAUGCUAUUACUAGAUUAGCUUCAUAUAUAUCAGUGUCCGAAUUCGGUUUGACAGAAACCGAACUUCUUGAAUUAUUAAUGCCCACAACUGGUGAUUUUGGAUCAUCUCUAAAGCUUGAAGAUGGCAAUUUUAACUUUUCUACAUUUUGUACAGCAAAAAAAACUAUCAUGCCACUUUUAUUCGAAAAAUUUAUGAGUGGACGAAUAUUGUUGUGUUGGAGAAACAAAAUAACAUUUGAUGUAGUUAGACAUCGAUACUUGACAUCAAAAACUCAACAAAAGUUUCUACACUCAGAUAUAGCAAACUUGUUUUUUAGUGAAUUUUCUAAAGAUGAAUCAGAAGCGAAAACUGAAAAUUCUAUUAGUAAAGAUGGGGAAACUAUUAUUCAUAAUGAUAUGACUUAUAGUCUUAGACACGUAGAAGAAUCAUGGAUACAUCUUUUAAAAGCUGGUGAUAAUCAACGAUUAAAAGAACUAACUUUGUGUAAUUUCGACUUUCUAUUGGCUGCUGUUCGAACCAUUUCGGUUAGUUAUCUAAGAUCAAUUUUAGAACAUGCCCGUUGUUAUGUAUUAGAUAGGGAUGUCGAAUUGGUUUACUAUACCGUAAGAAAAUCUAGUGACGUACUAACCAGAGAUACACUUCAACUUGGAGCACAGAUCAUUUGUUGGCUGAGACCUGUUGCUGAUAGUAGUAAAUUAAUGCAUCGAAUCAUACGUUGUUCAGUAUCAUGGUGUGACGGAUUCACUGACCCUUUACUAGUACCUCAUACCAGUUGGUUACAGCCACCUUUGCCACUCCACAUUAAAUGUGUGAAUUGUGGUAUUCCAAUAACCUAUAUUGCACCUACGCCUUCUGCACAACAUGUGGUCGUUGUUCCAAAAGAAGGAGACGCUCAACUCUGGCAUACGAUGGGUAAUAUAAGAGUUAAUACUUUUCAAGGUCAUCAAAAACCUAUAAAAUGCUUAAGUAUAAAUAAAAAUCCACAAUUAUUGGUGACUGGUUCUGAAGAUCGUAGUGUUUUAGUUUGGGAUUUAAACACAUAUGCUUUAGUAAUAAAAUAUACAGAAUUGGAAUCACUUGUUUUAAGUUUAUGCGUGGCAACAAUCUUUGAUGGGGGCAAUAAAGAGCUCGGAGUAGUUCUAGGUUGCGAAAAUAAUAAAAUAUUAUUAUUUACAUUAAAAGGUAAAAUGGUUAAAAUAAUAGAAUAUCACAAAGGUCCUGUAACAGCAGUACAGCUAACAUCGCAAGAUGUUUUAGUCACAGGUUCUCGAGACUGUACUGUCUGUUUGUGGGAAAUGGAUACUCUCGAUUUACUUAACACAAUUUCUUUGCCAGGCCCUUUACAAAUGUUGGAUAUUUCGAUUGAUUCAAUGUUUCUUUUGGUACUUUGUGAAGGAAAUCAACUACUAUUACAUGCUCUAGCUACUGGAACACUCAUUCAUACAUUAAAAGGAUAUUGCUCGAAAGUAAUGUCAAUCGCAUUAGCAGAAGAUUGUCAACGAGCAGUGGUUGCUGGUGUAGAUUCUAGAGUAUACAUUUAUGAUAUACAUUCAGGAGAUUUAGAUCUUGUCCCCAUAUCAACAUCACCACAUCAUAAAGAAGUAAUCGCUGUUAAAAUAACUAAUAAUGAUGAUUUCCUAGUCACCGCAGGAGAUGGAAAAAUAGCUUAUUGGAAUUUUAGAAAAAUGGGAAACGCUCAAGUAAUCAAUAAACAUCCAUCAUCGUUAUCUAAAAAACCCCACACGAUGGCUAUAACGUGUUUAGAUAUUUCUAGAGAUGGAACCAUGGCAGUAACAGGUGGACUCGACAGUUUAGUGAAUGUUUGGAAUUUAAAUGUAGAAAGUUUAGAAAAUGUCUAUCAUCUUAACAAUAAUGAAUUGCAUUCGACUAUGCAUGGUCACAGUGCAGCUAUAACAUGUCUUGCAAUUGCAUCCAAUGGGUUAUUUGCUGUUUCUGGUUCAGAAGAUAAACUAGUUUUAGUAUGGGGUUUGACCGUAGGCAAUGCAGUAUUCACAUUUAGCGGGCAUCAAUCUGCUAUAACUGCAGUAGAAGUUACAUCUGACAGUGAAAAAGUGGUGUCAAGCGAUAAAGCUGGGGUUAUAGCUGUUUGGUUAUCCGAUAAUGGUACUUUAUUGAAUUCGGUUAUUUGCCCAGCAACACACUUGUCAGUGACCAAUAAUAUGAAAUACUUAGUCAGCGGAGACAGUCAUUUUUCAUUACAUAUUUGGCCACUUGCUGUCAAAAAUGGUGGACCUUGGACAGAAAAAUGGCCGGUCAGUCAUACAGAGGAGAUAACUUGUUUUGUUAUUACAUACGACUCACUGCAAAUAAUUACAGGAUCCAAAGAUAUGUCACUUAAAGUAUGGCAAAUCAAUGGCGGUAAACUAUCGCAGGUAUUAGUGGGACAUGAAGACCAAGUUACAUGCGUAGCAGUAGCUAUAAGCGAUAAAUCAAUUGUUGUAUCAGGUUCAUGGGAUGCUAACCUUAUAAUAUGGGAUAUCCAUACUGGUGAUGAUAGGCACUUACUAACUGGACAUUUAGGUCACGUGACUUGUGUAAAACUUAGUGGCGAUGGAUCACUAGCCCUUUCUGGUUCAGAUGAUAAACGUAUAAUAGUAUGGGACACUAAACGAGGAGUAGCUCUAACUUCGCUACAACUACAUUUGCCCAUUCUUGAUUUGUCGAUGUCUACAGAUGUUACUCGAGUGGUGGUCCAUUUAUAUGAAAGCCAAUACUUGCCUAUCACUCAACUGAUGAAUACUCCAGCACAAUAUGUUAAAGUUCCCGUUUUUAUCAACCGAGAACCAAGGUCUAUGGCAGCUAAAAAACCAAUGCGAAGAAUGCUUAUCAAAGAAUAUUCAUUAGACUCAUAUACAUGGCAGAGAAAAUAUGCCCAUUUAACUUCAUCAAUAACACGUGCGGCAGUUGAUGAAAAAUUGAGACGGUUUUCAGUUUCCGCAAGUAUGGAAGAAAUAUCUAAACAAGCAACUAACAAUAGUGACAAUAUGGGAUCACAGAAUUUGGGUCCAGAACAAGCGGCUUUAGCACAAUCACAACAUUUUGAUCAGUUAAUAGCUGAAUGGAAUAACAAACGAUCACCAUCUAAAUCAACUAGUCGCCAAAAUGUGUUCUUAUCAAAACAAAACUCAAAAUCAAGUCGACAGCAUUCUGCAGAUGACGAGAGUCAUGCCAGUGAUGAUUACAUAUAAUGGCCAUCAAAGAUAUCACCGUUGAUAGCGCUCUAGACAAAUCCUUGUUUCACCACAUUGCAACCUUAUUGUGAUUAAAUAUUCAAUCAUUAUUCUUACUAGUUGUUAUAAGUUUUAUUAUAAAAUAUUAGUUUUUAAUGAACGCAAUAAAUGUAUUAAUAUUUAAGUCUUUAACAUGGUAUAGCUGAUGUUAGCCAUUAAUUCUAGUCAUUAUGUAAUUUAAUAUAGUUAAGUAUAGUUGAGGUUGAAAAAUUAUCAUAUAUUGAAAAUGUAAAAAAUCAAUCUGAAGGACCAAAACAUGUUAAAUUGCCUUUUAAUUUUAAAAAAAUGUAUUCAAGUCAACAUGAUUAAGGUUAGAAUGUUAAGUUUAUAACAUGAAUUAAAAAUCUAAUACUAAAAAUUGAUACUUAAAAUCCUUUAGUCAUAUUUGGGUUACUAAACUUUUUUUAUAAUUUUAAUCACUGAUCAGAAGUAAAAAAAACAGAUACUUAAAUUGUUUUGUUAUGUAGUUUAUAUCAAAUCUAAUACCUAGUUAAUAACUGGGUACAUACAAAUAUAUAUAUAUAUAUGAUCCCUGU
Messenger RNA from Daktulosphaira vitifoliae (grape phylloxera), 5718 nucleotides. RefSeq names its product protein qui-1. The record is from RefSeq and is a predicted model, not a curated record. The coding region runs from base 299 to 5140 and encodes 1613 amino acids. The transcript is spliced from 25 exons. NCBI's taxonomy places the organism in Eukaryota, Metazoa, Arthropoda, Insecta, Hemiptera, Phylloxeridae. Gene Ontology annotation, molecular function: protein binding; ATP hydrolysis activity.